Messenger RNA from Coregonus clupeaformis (lake whitefish), 4074 nucleotides. Its product is annotated as PX domain-containing protein 1-like. The record is from RefSeq and is a predicted model, not a curated record. Gene Ontology annotation, molecular function: phosphatidylinositol binding. Bases 680 to 1381 code for a protein of 233 amino acids. NCBI's taxonomy places the organism in Eukaryota, Metazoa, Chordata, Actinopteri, Salmoniformes, Salmonidae. The transcript has 5 exons.
GUCAACUUCUGCGAGGGGAGGGAAAACAGACGGAUGUUUUCGCCUGAGCGAAAAAAGCCGUCAACUCUGUUUAAUCAGUGUGCAAGAUGCAUCCUCACAAGGUAGACCUCGACAAACUGUCAGGGGAGUGAAGCCUUGAAGAACUGUUAAUCGAAUAUGCAACUCUUUUGCAUUUACUUCUACGCAUGAAGAUAAUCAGAAGACUCGUAGAAGAACAGUAAAACAAUUUAAAAAAAAAAUACUAUUUGCUACUAAUAUAGCACAUUUUGGGAAAGGGCAACUAACUUUAAGGCUUCAUCAUAUGCAACCCUGAACUUCAAAUAUGGACUAGUCAAAUAAAUAAUUGUAAUUGAACAAAAGCUAAAUUGCUCUUUUUGAUUCCAUUUGAAUUCGGGGAGGAUUAUCUUGUCGAAGUAAAAUCCAUUAUAUUGUUACCUUGCUGUGACAGUGCCACGUUUGAGAUUGAGUCUGAUGGGCUAAGCAAGCGAAACUAAAAUAAUUUUGCUGAUGGGCUAGCCUACAUUGUAACGGUUUAAGAGUUAGGUUGGACGUUUUUGAAAUGGUCUUGGCGAAAUAGUUAUUUUACCCUGGUUAGGGUGGGCAAUGUUAUUCCAAAGUACAUGACUUCACUCCAACGUCCCACUCACCCUUCUAAGAAUGCUGGACUGAAUGCUGAGGAAUGGCGUCGGCGAUAUUCGAGGGGACAUCUCUUGUCAAUAUGUUUGUCAAGGAUUGCUGGGUGAACGGAAUCCGAAAACUGAUCAUAAGUCAACGAGGAGAGGAAGAAGAAUUCUACGAGAUCAGAACUGAGUGGUCGGACCGAAACGUUUUGUACUUGCACAGGAGUUGUUCAGAUUUUGGGAGAUUGUUCAAAAGACUGGUUGAAUCCUUUCCUGAGGACAGAAGAGUUCUCACCAAGUCCCCGCUUAUAGAAGGUCUGGUUAAGAUGAAAGAGGCCAAUGACAUUGAGGUGAAGCUAAAUGAGGUGGAGAGGUUACUGAAGAAUACGAUCAACAUGCCAUGGAAGUAUUCUAGGUCAGAGGUGGUGUUGACAUUCUUUGAACGAUCACCCUUGGACCAAGUGCUGAAGAAUGACAACAUCCACAAGAUCCAGCCAUGCUUCCAGAGUCCAUACAAGAUAUCAGAGAUCAUGUGUUUGAAUGGCUUCUGUCUAGCCAACACUGAGACCAUCGUGUUUGACGAGUGUCUGCCACAGGACAAAGAAAGACCCUCAUCCACUGACUCUGCAGAACACCAGGACGAGGAUGGCCGGGAGUUCCUGACGGUGGAACCAGACAUCAGUGGUGAUGACUCGGAUGCCUAUCUCACCAACCUGUCCUAUUACCACCUUCUCCCCUUUGAGACGGACAUCCUGGAAUGAGGAACCAAAAUGGCAGAUGGGUGGCACCAUUGCCUGCUCAGAUGCUGUCAGAAAGCAACCCAUGUCAUGUGACCUAGCUAUGGAAAGAUCUGCGUAACUGCACCGACCAACUUUGCUGCUGCUGCUGCUUAUAGGCCAGCGUUCGUCUUGGCAGCUUUGUCUUGGCAGCAGGAGAGCGGAUCCUGGUGUUCAGCAGCUGUAUGGACAGACAGAAAGGGAUACAGACAGACAUACUGUAGUAUUACUCACAGAAAGAUUGUAUAGAGAGAUAUUUAAUAUCAAUGUCCAAUGUCUUUGAGAUCACCAGUGUGCCUCAUCCUCUUUCCUCAAGCUGUUGUCUCAAGAUGGGGUUAUAAGGAAAUAGGGAGACUACCCAUUUCAUGGUCCUCAAACUGCUUUCUCUGUGGGAUUCUGGUUGUCAAGGAGCUUGGUGUACAAUGAGGACCAGUUAUAAUGCAGAAACAACACUUCAUAGAACUGUGUUCAGUAUUGGCCUUAAACUGCAGUGUUGGUAUUACGAGAGAUUAUGUUGUUUUCUGUGGAGUGAUAGCUUGAUUCUCCUAAUUGGGAUUGAAUGGGAAAUGUACUUUUUUUUCAAUGCAACUUUUCCUCACCAGACCUAAUGUCACGACGAUAAAUUGUGAUUGUUAUUGUAUUAAAAAUGUAGAUAAUGUGACAUAUCAGAACACUACAUAACAAUAUGAAUUACAGUACCUGAAUGGUUUGAGUAGCUAAAAUGAACCUUUGAAUAAUCUCAAUCUGGGGAUUGUUAUCAUGUGAAAAGCGUGUUUUGCUGGUUCAAGCAGGGCCUGUAUUAUGUUGUGUAGGCUACUGUAAUUGCCAUGUGAGCUGAGCCCAGCAGCUCAGUCCAACAGCUGACUACAGUCUCAGUGUGUGAGCUGAGCCCAGCAGCUCAGUCCAACAGCUGACUACAGUCUCAGUGUGAGUCUGCAGCCCAGCAGCUCAGUCUAACAGCUGACUACAGUCUCAGUGUGAGUCUGCAGCCCAGCAGCUCAGUCCAACAGCUGACUACAGUCUCAGUGUGAGUCUGCAGCCCAGCAGCUCAGUCCAACAGCUGACUACAGUCUCAGUGUGAGUCUGCAGCCCAGCAGCUCAGUCCAACAGCUGACUACAGUCUCAGUGUGAGUCUGCAGCCCAGCAGCUCAGUCCAACAGCUGACUACAGUCUCAGUGUGAGUCUGCAGCCCAGCAGCUCAGUCUAACAGCUGACUACAGUCUCAGUGUGAGUCUGCAGCCCAGCAGCUCAGUCCAACAGCUGACUACAGUCUCAGUGUGAGUCUGCAGCCCAGCAGCUCAGUCCAACAGCUGACUACAGUCUCAGUGUGAGUCUGCAGCCCAGCAGCUCAGUCCAACAGCUGACUACAGUCUCAGUGUGAGUCUGCAGCCCAGCAGCUCAGUCCAACAGCUGACUACAGUCUCAGUGUGAGUCUGCAGCCCAGCAGCUCAGUCCAACAGCUGACUACAGUCUCAGUGUGAGUCUGCAGCCCAGCAGCUCAGUCCAACAGCUGACUACAGUCUCAGUGUGAGUCUGCAGCCCAGCAGCUCAGUCCAACAGCUGACUACAGUCUCAGUGUGAGUCUGCAGCCCAGCAGCUCAGUCUAACAGCUGACUACAGUCUCAGUGUGAGUCUGCAGCCCAGCAGCUCAGUCCAACAGCUGACUACAGUCUCAGUGUGAGUCUGCAGCCCAGCAGCUCAGUCCAACAGCUGACUACAGUCUCAGUGUGAGUCUGCAGCCCAGCAGCUCAGUCCAACAGCUGACUACAGUCUCAGUGUGAGUCUGCAGCCCAGCAGCUCAGUCUAACAGCUGACUACAGUCUCAGUGUGAGUCUGCAGCUCAGUCCAACAGCUGACUACAGUCUCAGUGUGAGUCUGCAGCCCAGCAGCUCAGUCCAACGCUGACUACAGUCUCAGUGUGAGUCUGCAGCCCAGCAGCUCAGUCCAACAGCUGACUAUAGUCUCAGUGUGAGUCUGCAGCCCAGCAGCUCAGUCCAACAGCUGACUACAGUCUCAGUGUGAGUCUGCAGCCCAGCAGCUCAGUCCAACAGCUGACUACAGUCUCGGUGUGAGUCUGCAGCCCAGCAGCUCAGUCCAACAGCUGACUACAGUCUCAGUGUGAGUCUGCAGCCCAGCAGCUCAGUCCAACAGCUGACUACAGUCUCAGUGUGAGUCUGCAGCCCAGCAGCUCAGUCCAACAGCUGACUACAGUCUCAGUGUGAGUCUGCAGCCCAGCAGCUCAGUCCAACAGCUGACUACAGUCUCAGUGUGAGUCUGCAGCCCAGCAGCUCAGUCCAACAGCUGACUACAGUCUCAGUGUGAGUCUGCAGCCCAGCCCGAACAAAUACUCUCUUUAUCUAAAGAAAACAAAUCACCAUGUUGUGUGCAAAACCACUAUAGGGAAAUUGUUGAAUUUAGGCAAACACUGGAUUUUCCUCCCCCUGUUAUCUACAAUUGAAGAGUUUCUUUCCAAAACACUAUAUAUCCAUUUUCAGAAAUGUUGGUAAAUUAGAUGUUAUUGUUUAAAGAACUUAUGAAAGAGAUUGGUGUAUUUUUUCACUAUCUAAUCAUGGCAUGGGGCUGUUCAAUCACAUACAUGCAUUUGUUUGAAAUCUAUCACUUGAUGGUUUCAUUUCAGAGAGACAAAUAAGGAUCUUUCUUUGCAAAAUGCUAUAUAU